UACCAUCAUCAAUGAUGAAAUCAUUGUCCAUCUAUCAUGCCUGACCAUAAAAUGAUAAGAUGUAGACUUCCAAAUUUAUUUGACCAAUAGGGUAAUAUAUCACGUGGCCACCUAUGUGCCAUUGCUUUAUCUUUCAGUGGGCGUGGUCGGUUCCAUUCCGGCAUCUUCCUUUUCUCCAAGCUGCGGACUCCACUUAUUCACCAAUUUAUUCUAUAUGCAAUCAAAUUUCCAAAACCCAAGUUUGAAACCUUGAUAAAUAGUUGUUCCAGAUUGGCAUCAAAAGUAAGAAGGUGCACAAUUCGACCUUCUCCACUAUAAUUUGCAAUGACAUAUAUCAAACAGUGUUUUCUGAAGCAGAUACCAACUAGGAGUGACAUGCAGCAAAUUCACACUGCAAAAUUCACAAUUAAGAGUUUCAUUGUUGAAGGUGGAAGAGAAUUUCCAUGAAGAAAAACCAACAACAACAAUGAAAGAAAUACUACAAUGAUCAACAGCACGAAAGAAACUGAUUUUCCACUAAAACAAGAAGGUCUUUCUUCAAGUGAUCAUGAGAAGGCAAAGGCUCCAUCGAGCUCAUCAUCAUCACAAUGGCUAAAACUGAAGGAUCCAAGGAUUGUUCGAGUAUCAAGAGCCUUUGGAGGAAAAGACAGGCAUAGCAAGGUAUGCACAAUAAGAGGACUAAGAGAUAGAAGAGUGAGGCUUUCAGUCCCUACAGCAAUUCACCUCUAUGAUCUCCAAGAUAGGCUUGGACUCAACCAACCAAGCAAGGUUGUUGAUUGGUUGCUCAAUGCAGCAAAACAUGAAAUUGAUGAAUUGCCACCACUUCCAAUUCCUCCAGGUAACUUCACCCUUGGUUAUCCCUCUCUUGUUUCUUGUAAUGAAGUUAGCACCUCUCGUGAAGGUUCAGGCCAAAACACUUUAUUAUGGAAACCAAAGCCAGGAGAAAUAAUGGUUAGUGAUCAUGAUAAGGCAAAUUGGAUGAAUAGAAGAGAAGGAGAUGAUGAUGAUGAUAAUAAUCAUAAUAAUAGUAAUGGUGAUAAACAAGGAAGCAAUAAUAAUUGUCAUGGUGGUGCACUUGUUUUGCCAAAUAAUCUCUUGCCAACAAGACCAAACCAUCCUUCUUUUUUGGGUUUGAUGAACACUAUGCCAUCACUUGGUUACCAAUGGGAACCUAAUUCUUCAGCUGCUGAUGUUAAUGUUCAAUGGCAAAACCAUGGAUUUUUUAACCAAACAGAUGUACACAGCAUCGAUGUGGUUCCAUUUCCGUCAACACUGGCUCUAUCAACUGGGAAUAGUACUAGUACUACUACUACUUCUCAGAUUUUGGUGUGUCCUCCUCCUCCGGGAGCAACAACACAGCCAUAUUUUCCUUCUUCACAUUUUGCAACAAUGGAGAUGAAUGCAAGGCAAAUCAACCACUAUCAGAUGCUGAGUUCAAGUUCUCAUCAAAAUCUCUUGGCAAAUUCUCUCAAUCAUCCAUCAUCACAGCAACUCAUGAGCCAAUCCGGGAAAGCACCAUUCAGCUUGCGAAUUAGGCCUAAACUUUUCCAUUCUCCUAAUAGCAGUGAAAGCCAUUCCCAAAAAGAUCAGGAUUUCCCUUCCAAGUGAUGCACAAAUAGAGCAAAAUAAAGUUGUCAAAAUUCUUCUUCUCCUCACAAAUUAUGCAUGGAUUGAUAUCUUGAGGGCUGUGUGGGAAUUAGUUGCAAGACAUAUUAUUCAACGUUUUGGGGUUUGAAUAAACAUUCCGUUUUUGUCAAAGUUAUGUUUGGUUUUAUGAUUUUCCAUUCAGUUUGAUCUAUAUGGAUAUGCCAUGCAAAGGUCUACAAAAGAAUGGUUUUCUUUUCAAGGGUAAGAGCUUUUUCCUGAAGUGAUGAUGUGAUUGCUACACUAAAGAGAACGCAUGCUCAGAUAAGUUCACACUCUCUUCUAUGCAUUGAGAAAGGUUGGAAGGUGGAAUAAUAAUAUUAUCAUUUUGAUAGUGCGUUUUGGAUUUGUUUUUGUUUUGGUUAAGUAAACAUCUUAUGUGUUUGAAUGAGACAGAAUUUCUCAGAGUCCUAUGUUAUAUACUAUUUGUUAGUUAUUAAUUACUUUUUUUUAUUAAA
Messenger RNA from Glycine soja, 2102 nucleotides. RefSeq names its product transcription factor TCP13-like. Gene Ontology annotation, cellular component: nucleus. Bases 484 to 1608 code for a protein of 374 amino acids. The transcript has 2 exons. Gene Ontology annotation, molecular function: DNA-binding transcription factor activity; sequence-specific DNA binding. The record is from RefSeq and is a predicted model, not a curated record. Lineage: Eukaryota; Viridiplantae; Streptophyta; Magnoliopsida; Fabales; Fabaceae.